GCCUGCUUGCCAUUCGCAGUUCCAUCGCUUGGUGGGCCUGUCACUUUUUGCCACCGGCUUCAGCCGACACAUUCGGCGGAAGGCUCGCAAGGCCGCACGCGUGCCUCGUCGGGAGACGGCGACUUGGCCCUCCGGCGAGGGAUGUGAAGUGGACGUGAGCGAGGAGCUGCUGGGGAAAGCCGCCAGCCAAGUUCAGCAAAAGUCCGUUGCCUUGAUCCUGAAUCGCAACGCCAAGGGCGUGACGCGGAAAGUGGAGCACAAGCUGAAGGACAUUGUCGGCGCCGGGCGGACUUUUGUUUGCUGCUCGGAGCAGGAUGCUGAGGAUGCGCUCAAAGAGGUCAUGGUCGACAAGGCCUGCAAGGUCGUCGUCUGUGGUGGCGGUGACGGCACAGUUACCAGCUUGCUGAACCUCAUCGGGAAAGUGCGUGAGGCUGUCCCGGAUGCGGUGUCCCCGACAAUGUGCGUUCUUCGUCUGGGCACGGGCAACGCUUUAGCUUACGUCACAGGCGCUCAGAAAAACUUCUUGGGCGACCUCGACCAUCUCGUCCAGGAGCUGUCGGACGAGAAAAAACCGGUCCCUGAAAUCCCGACGAGCACGAUCACGGUGAUUCCAGAGGGCUUGCCGGAUGACCAGCCGGAAUCGAUCAACUGCUUCUUUGCUGGCCUUGGCUACGAUGCACGCAUGCUGCAGGACUACAUGUGGCUCCGCGACAAAACCAAGGACAGCACGGUACUUCGCAAGCUUGUUCACAACCCCUUCGGCUACGUAGUGGCCUUGCUGAUGCGGACCCUGCCGGCCACCAUGCGUGGGGAGCAUGUCUUUCACGUCAAGGUCACCAAUCUUGCGGACAAGGCCUACUACAUGGACUCUCGUCGCGGCGAUUGGGCCUUGAAGCAUGAGAAGGAUGCCGUCAUCUACGAAGGAGAUGUUGGCAUCGUCAGCGUGGGUACCGUUCCUUUUUAUGGAGGUGGCUUCCGACUCUUUCCCUUUGCGGGCAUGCGCCCGGGCUAUGCGCACCUGCGCCUUUCCCACAUCCACCCAGCAGUGGCGACCUUCAACAUCCGCCACCUGUGGCAGGGCACCUACCGUGACCACGCGCACGUGCACGACUUCUUGGUGAAGGAUGUGAUGCUGGAGGUCGGAGUUCUCUGCUUGUAA
Messenger RNA from Symbiodinium sp. CCMP2456, 1159 nucleotides. NCBI's taxonomy places the organism in Eukaryota, Dinophyceae, Suessiales, Symbiodiniaceae. The record is from the annotation of a GenBank genome assembly.